CGUCUAUCAAUGGCGUCGUUGCAGCAGCAGCGUGGCCGAGAGUGCUACGUCGCCGCCUGGAGGAAUCGAGACCCGUGAAACGGCCUCGAAUGAGGGGUUAGCAGAUCCUUGCAACGAUCUCGUGGGGAUCCUCCGUUCAAUUCAAUUCCUUCCUUGCUUCCUUCGCUCACUUGGGUUCCUCCUUGAUCCGUCUCUUCCUGCCAAUGCCAGUUGUGUUUUGGGUGAGAUUUGUUGUUACGAGACUUUGAGCCAUGAGUUUUGCAGCAGAUUGCGCGUUGUGGGGAGCAUGCUACAAAGCUGUUGUUGUUGUUGGGUGUUGAGAGAAUCGUGGGAUGAAGAUGAGUUACUGCGGAAAAUUGAUGACUGCCUUUAGAGUGCGGCCGUUUCAGGGUUUUUGAGUGAUCACCGUGUUACGGGAGGUGUUGGGAGAGGUCAAUUUGAGUGUUGUGUCUCGAGUGUUGGCUUCGUGGGUGAUCGUCUGUUACUCGCAGCUAUGGCGCAAUCUGCUGCGGUUUCGUCUGCUUUGUUUUGUGGGAGAGUGGGUGUCACUCAAGCUCAAUGGCUUUGUCUUUCUCGAUCUUUGCCUUCUUCGGGUGCGUUUGGAAAGCACGCGCCUCGCUUGGAUGUUUUGAGCAAGAAACUGCGAAUUUCGAGUGGUGAGAACCUCCUGAGACCAGCAUAUCAAGGAUGGGUAUGGAGCACCAAGGCACACGAUAGCAAAGACAACGUCUCUACCUCUCCCGUUCGAUCGUCACAGACACCGUCUUUCCCUCCUCCUGAUCUUACAACGUCUGAAGGCCUAGUUGGGGAGGAUGCUGCUGCAUUUGACGUCUCCAGCCAAAAGACCUCCUCCUGGUUGCUCUUUACAGCAAUUCUGGGAGUAGUCCUUGCGAUUCUUUACGUGGCUUGGAUUGACCCUGAAACAGGCUACGGGGGUGCAUAUAUUGAUUCAAUUUCUGCACUCAGCGACAGUCAUGAGCGGACUGGCAAGCCUGCGUGGAGCAGGAGAAAAAUUGAUCGGCGAAAGGGCUUAUCGUGUACUGUAUGCCGCAUCGUCUCUCCCUCUUGCGGUAUCUGCUAUGUGGAGGGUGGGUGUUUAGACAGAACCAAGUCAACUCCAACAGUGUAUCUAGUGAAGAUUACCUUGGUUUACUUUAUAAACCACAGAUACGACGGCGUGCAGCUUUGGGAUUUUCGCAGCGUCUUUGGUGUGCGUGAAAUGGUUUGGGCAAUGUCGUUCAUCUCUUUCUUCUUUUUAUACCCUUCCACGUUUAAUUUGCUUGAGGUUGCUGCUGUUGAUAAGCCCAAGGUACACAUGUGGGAGACUGGUAUAAUGCGGAUCACCCGACAUCCACAGAUGGUGGGACAGUUUCUGUGGUGUUUUGCGCACACACUUUGGAUAGGAAACUCCUUCACAGUGACUACUUCAGUUGGCUUACUUGCGCAUCACCUCUUUGGAGUCUGGCACGGGGAUAAACGUCAAUCAGAACGACACGGAGAGGCUUACAAUACUCUGAAAGAGCGGACCAGUGUCUUCCCUUUUGCUGCUAUACUAGAUGGUCGUCAGAAGCUGCCACCUGAUUAUUACAAGGAGUUUCUCAGAGUUCCCUACUUUGUAAUUGCUGGGUUGACUCUUGGGGCUUAUUGGUCCCAGCCAUUUUUACAAAGAGCAAGCCAACAUCUGAGGUGGUGAAUGGAGCUUUGCUAUGGAAGUGCCCCUUCGUAGGAACGUGAACUCUACAGCAUGCAUUUUAUUCAAUAAGUGAAUCGCGUAAGCAUGCAAGUUGUGAUGACAAUUUUUGUUCAUUUGGUAAACAAGAACCAACUUGAAUAAUAUUCACGAUUGGCAUGAUCGAAGUGUCCAUGAGAUUUCAGGGAUCUUAGUUGAAGAGCCUGGUACUAGUCAUCGGUUUGUUGCCUCCUGUUGGGGAGGUUGACCCUAUAUACUCUCCACUCCUAUUUUUUGAGAAGAGAACGAUUCUUCUUCCUGAAGGGACGCGUUCAGCUUCCGACAUGGUUAAGAAGGUGACUAAGUCACUCAGGAGCCCCACCAUGAUUGGGUAAACCGUGGUGGUAGCAUCUACAUGGCGUGGAGGUUUCGGCGAAGACUUCUUCCUAGAUUUCCUGGAGAAAGUAGUGUGUGCUGUCAGGAUACAAUCUUUUGUCUAAGAUCUGCUGUUAAGAUCUGCUUACACAAUACCUUCAAUUGAAAAAACUUCAUGUUCA
This is a messenger RNA of Physcomitrium patens, 2226 nucleotides long. Its product is annotated as 15-cis-zeta-carotene isomerase, chloroplastic. Gene Ontology annotation, cellular component: chloroplast. Gene Ontology annotation, biological process: carotene biosynthetic process. The record is from RefSeq and is a predicted model, not a curated record. Gene Ontology annotation, molecular function: 9,15,9'-tri-cis-zeta-carotene isomerase activity. NCBI's taxonomy places the organism in Eukaryota, Viridiplantae, Streptophyta, Bryopsida, Funariales, Funariaceae.